AUGGUCAUGGAUCAAGUUAAUAAUUUUGACAAGGAAGUUACAAAAAUACAUAACAUCGAAUUGGAGUUAAAUGAGCUAAAGAAUUCUAUGAAAGAUUUAAAAGAUAGCCAUUACAAGAAUGAACAAUGGCCAUAUUUUAAACCCUGUCUUGAUGAUCGCUAUUAUUUUAACUACUGGCAACAUUAUAACACCAUUGAAAACUUACGAACUAAAGAAACAGCUUUUAGUAACACUGAGGUCUUCCUUGCCUCGAUUCCUCUCCCUGUUAUCCACGUAUUGAAAAUCCACGUAUUAAAAACUUUUUUGUUAAAAAGUAAAACGAACCAAUAUUCGAAUGGUCCCAUAAAUAUAACGUCAUGCCUGUGUGGAAGUUCUUAUUUAAAAAACCAAAGAAACUCAGAUAGAGUUCAUUUAAAACAUUUUAGAGUGCAUUUGACACAAACCGAUCAACAUAGACAGAAAGUUGUUAUCGAAACGUCAACUCCUAAGAUAGUGAUAAACAAAAUUAAGGAUAAAGUGUUGCCAGAUGAGAAAGACGUUGAAGCGAAUUUAAGACUUGCAUGGAGAGAGAAAAUAAAUCCAUAUAUAAAGUUAGCUAGAUGGGAUCGACCAAUUGGUGUAUAUCUUCUAUACUGGCCAUGUUCCUGGUCAAUAGCCUUGGGUUCCUUAUCCGGUACAGUUCCUUUGAGCACGAGCUUGGAGAUGGCAGGUCUAUUUCUUGUUGGUGCUGGUUUAAUGAGAGGAGCUGGGUGUACCAUUAAUGAUUUAUGGGACAAAGAUGUGGAUGCACAGGUGGAAAGAACGAAGGAUAGACCGCUGGUUUCCGGAGCGUUAUCAAAUAAACAGGCUGUGGGCUUCCUAGCGCUACAGUUGAGCUUAGCUCUUGGUGUGCUGCUACAAUUGAAUUGUUACAGCGUGGCGUUGGGAGCUGCGAGCAUGAUUCUAGUCAUAACCUACCCGUUAGCUAAGCGUUUUACGAAUUACCCCCAAAUCUUCUUGGGGGCAACAUUCAACUGGGGGGCCUUGCUCGGCUAUUCGGCUAUCACCGGCUACAUCCAGCCAGAUGUGUGCAUACCCUUAUAUAUAUCAGCUCUGGCCUGGACUGUGUUAUAUGAUACGAUAUAUGCGCAUCAGGACAAGCACGACGACGCCCGGCUGGGUAUAAAGUCGACGGCGCUGACGUUCGGCGCGCACACGAAGAGCGCGCUGGGCGGCGCGCUGGCGGCCAGCCUGGGCGCGCUGGCGCUGGCCGGGCUCGGCGCCGGCCUGGGCGCGCCCUACUACGGCGCGCUGGCCGCCUACGCGGGCCACGCGGGCAGGCAGAUUUACACCUUAAAUCCUGAUAAUGCGGAUGAUUGCGCGAAGAAAUUUAAAUCGAAUUCAAUGGUGGGUUUGAUCAUACUUCUAGGUAUAUUAGGGGGGGGUUACCAUCAAUACGUGGAUAACAGGGAGCUCUUAGACUUAUUCUCGGAAUUGUUUGCUAACGGCCGGUUCUAG
Molecule: messenger RNA, 1497 nt
Organism: Nymphalis io (European peacock)
Lineage: Eukaryota; Metazoa; Arthropoda; Insecta; Lepidoptera; Nymphalidae
Product: 4-hydroxybenzoate polyprenyltransferase, mitochondrial-like
Exons: 3
Coding region: 1-1497 (498 amino acids)
Biological process (GO): ubiquinone biosynthetic process
Cellular component (GO): mitochondrial inner membrane
Molecular function (GO): prenyltransferase activity
Source: RefSeq, a predicted model, not a curated record